Messenger RNA from Oryzias latipes (Japanese medaka), 12647 nucleotides. The record is from RefSeq and is a predicted model, not a curated record. NCBI's taxonomy places the organism in Eukaryota, Metazoa, Chordata, Actinopteri, Beloniformes, Adrianichthyidae.
AGGAGUCUGGAGACCUAACACGCGCGGAGCUCCCUACCUCAUCCCCGGAACAUCUCUUUUUUUUUUUCCCUCAGACUUUUGCAAAGAAACAUAUUUGAUCCCCCUUUUUUUGUGUCAUUUUCCGCAUUUGGUAAUUUACCCUUUUCCCCUUUCCCCCAACUAAAGUAAAAGGAAUUUCUUCAUAGCUAUUAUACAUAUGCCUCUGAAUCAGAAGAGCUGAAGAUGAAGUGUGGGCUCUCUCUGGCAGCAGCUGCCUUCCUGACACUGCUGCUGUCCACCCAAGCGCAGGAACAAGUUGACCCUCCAAGUGAUUUGAGUUUUAAGAUUUUAAAUGAGAAUACAGUACAAAUGUUGUGGAGAAGGCCGCAGUCAAGGAUUCAAGGCUACAGAAUACAAAUGACUUCAAACACAGAUGAACCCAUAAAAGAAGUCUCUCUGCCAGCAUCUGCGACUAGCACCUCCAUCUCUGACCUGAGUCCAGAUGUGGAUUAUGUUGUUACUAUAGUUGCAUAUGCUGGAUCAGAGGAAAGUCUUCCCAUCUCCGGCCAGAUCACACUUGAGUCAAGUGGUAGAUCGAGAGAAGGCAUUUCGAAGCCAAACCCUUCUGAUUCAGUCAAAUGCCUUGCCAGUGCAGUCGCUGAUGUGGUAUUUCUGGUGGACGGCUCUUGGAGUGUGGGCCGGCCAAACUUCCAACAUAUUCGCAGCUUCAUCUCAGCCGCAGUCGAAGCCUUUCAGAUCAAUGCGGACAGAACACGCGUGGCAGUGGUCCAGUACAGCAACGAUGCCCGGACUGAAUUUAACCUCAAUCAGCACACCACCCGAUCAGCACUCCUUAAGGCUGUCAGCUCACUGUCCUUGAAAGGAGGCAACACCAAGACAGGCAACGCCCUCAACUAUCUUCUGGAAAACACGUUCACUGAGGCAGCCGGCGCAAGAAAAGAUUUCCCCAAAGUGCUUGUGAUCAUUACAGAUGGCAAAUCUGAGGAUCCAGUGGACAGCUAUACCAAGCAGAUCAAGAGCAUGGGGGUGGAAACCUUUGUUCUUGGUAUUCAUCAAGCGGAUGAAGCAGAAAUGAAGCUACUGGCCUCUGCUCCUCACAGCAAUCAUGUCUUUAGUGUGGCUAACUUUGACAUGAUUCCGACUUUGCAGAGGGAUUUGAUUACCCAGAUUUGUUCCGCGGUGGAUAAUCAACUUAAUGUGAUCAUCAGUGGAGAUGAAGUUGUUGAACCUGCCUAUAACCUCCAAGUGGUGGAGGUAGCAUCUAAAUCCAUGCGAAUGACCUGGGAUGCCUCCAUAAGUGAUGUUUCUGGAUACAGGGUCCAGAUGAUUCCCAUGAUAGCUGGUGGCAAACAGCAGGAUGCCUAUAUUGGAGCAACGCAGACCUCUGUGGUGGUCAAAGACCUUUCUCCAGAUACGGAGUACCAAGUGAAUUUGUUUGCUUUUAAGGGGCUAACACCCAGCGAACCAAUAAGUGUCAUGCAGAAGACGCUGCCUGUUCAGGUCUCAAUGGAAUGUUCUCUUGGUGCAGAUGUGAUGGCAGAUGUUGUGUUCUUGGUUGAUGGAUCCUACAGCAUUGGUCCUGCAAACUUUGUCAAAGUAAGAGCUUUCCUUGAGACAUUGGUGAGCACUUUUGAUGUUGGACCAGGAAAAGUUCAGAUCAGUUUGGUCCAGUACAGCAGAGACCCUCACACUGAGUUCUUCUUGAACACCCACAAAGACUUGGAGUCGGUGCUAAAGGCUGUAAGGACUUUUCCAUAUCGUGGUGGCUCCACUAACACUGGCAAAGCCAUGACUUACGUGAGGCAGAAGAUCUUCCAGAGCAGCAGGGGUGCACGUGAAAAUGUACCUCGUGUGACUAUCCUCAUCACGGACGGGAAGUCUUCCGACGCCUUCAAAGAUGCGGCUGCUAAACUGAGGAACGCUGAUGUGGAGGUCUUUGCUGUGGGGAUUAAAGACGCAGUACGAUCCGAGCUCGAGGCCAUUGCCAACUCACCCGCAGAGAGCCACGUGUACACUGUGGAAGACUUUGAUUCCUUCCAGAGAAUUUCCAAACAGCUGGCGCAGUCCAUAUGCCUGAGGAUUGAGGCGGAGCAUCGCAUCAUCAACCAGCAAAAUCUGAUCCAGCCGAAGGAUUUGUCUUUCUCAGAAGUUGGUCCAAAAAGCUUCAGAGCCUCCUGGCAGAUCGAUGCCGCCAACGUUGAUUCCUUUUUGCUGCGAUUCAAACCAGAAAGUGACGACGAUGGACAUUAUGUGUCAAUGUCUGUCUCCGGGGACACCCAGACUGCCCUGCUUCCCAACCUCACCCCUCUCACCCGCUAUGAAGUCAAUGUCAUAGCUCAGUACGAAAAGGGGGAAAGCCUGCCAGUGACUGGUUAUGAGACAACUUUAGAAGAGCAAGGUUCUGUUCGCAGCCUCAGAGUGUCUGAAGAGACAACAAACAGCUUCAGGGUGACGUGGCAAAGAGCUCCCGGGGCCAUCGUUCGCUACAGGCUAACGUACAAGCCAGUUGGGUUUGAGAGUUCAGAGAUGGAGACAACCACUUCUGGCUCUGAGACAACAAUUGUGUUGCAAUCGCUUCAGCCUCGAACCACCUACCGUGUCACAGUAACUCCUAUGUAUCAGUCAGGCGCUGGGAUGCCACUUCAGACUGACGGUACCACAAAACAAGAGGCUGGUCCUCCAAAGAACUUAGUCACCAGUGAUGUAACAGACAGCGCCUUUUCAGUGUCCUGGACGGCAGCGCCUGGUGUCGUGAAGAUGUAUAAGGUUUUCUGGAAGUCCAUGUUUUCUGAGGAGUCUGGAGAAAAGAUGGUUGCAGGAGAUGUGACUGACACUGUUCUGGAUGGUUUGACUCCAGAGACACGUUACCAAGUGUCAGUGGUUGCUUUAUAUGGUUAUGUAGAUAGCGACCCACUCACUGGACUGGAAACCACGGAAGCUUCUCUUGCCUCUAAACAAUUGGCAGUCUCAGAUCAGACUGAGCGCACCAUGAAGGUCACAUGGACCCCAGCGCCUGGCAGCGUGGUCAACUACCGGCUGAAGUAUAUUCCUGUCAGUGGGGGCAAAGAGGUAGUGUUGAAGAUACCGGGGAAAGUCACGUCCUCCACCUUGAAGCGCCUGCAGCCAAUGACCACCUAUGACAUCACGGUUCUUCCCAUCUACAAGCGCGGGGAAGGAAAAGCAAGGCAAGGAGUAGGAACGACACUUUCACCCUACAAGCCUCCCAGAAACCUACAAACCUCUGAGCCAACCAAGACCAGCUUCAGAGUCUCUUGGGAUCCGGCUCCUGGGGAUGUUAGAGGGUACAAAGUCACCUUUCACCCUAAAGAGAAUGAAGUUGAUCUGGGGGAGCUCAUGGUUGGUCCAUAUGAUAAUACAGUCGUUCUUGAGGAACUAAGGGCAGGAACAAAGUACUCAGUUGCCAUAUUUGGGAUGUUUGAUGGAGGGGUGAGCAUGCCUCUUGCGGGAGAGGAAAAAACUACUCUCAGUGACGAUCCUGAAACUCCUCCUCUUGAUCCUUCUGAGCCUCAGUGCAGGACCACAGCAAAAGCUGACAUCGUGCUGCUUGUUGAUGGCUCCUGGAGUAUUGGCCGACUCAACUUCAAAACCGUUCGCAAUUUCAUCGGUCGCAUGGUCGGUGUUUUUGAUAUUGGACCAGAAAGAGUGCAGAUUGGUUUGGCUCAAUACAGCGGAGACCCGAGGACAGAAUGGCACCUUAAUACUCAUCCUACCAGAAAGGCUUUGCUGGAAGCUGUGGACAAACUUCCUUACAAAGGCGGAAACACAAUGACAGGAAUGGCUCUGAACUUUAUCCUUGAAAGCAACUUCAAGCCUGAAGUGGGGAUGCGUGAAGACGCACGCAAAAUUGGUGUGCUUAUCACUGACGGAAAGUCUCAGGAUGACAUCAUUGUGAACUCACAGAGACUGAAAGACAGUGGGAUUGAGCUCUAUGCCAUUGGUGUGAAGAACGCUGAUGAGAACGAGUUGAGGUCCAUCGCCUCUGAGCCAGAUGAGAUCCACAUGUACAACGUCAAUGACUUUAAAUUCAUGAUGGAUAUUGUUGACGAACUUUCGGAUAACUUGUGUAACAGCGUCAAGGGUUCAGACUCUGAACCUGAACCUGAACUGAAGCCACCCACCAAUUUGGUUACAUCCGAGGUGACCCAUCGCUCCUUCCGGGCCACUUGGACAGCUGCUGAUGGCCCAGUGGAACAGUAUCGCAUAGUCUACACAUUGGCAUCUGGAGGACCCUCAGAAGAGCUGACUGUCAGUGGAUCAGUUACCACCGUGGUGCUUGAAAAUCUGACCCCACUGACGAAGUACCUGGUGUUCGUCUACACUGUGUCUGGGGGGAUUAACAGCGAGCCUCUGAAGGGCACCGAGACCACAUUGCCACUUCCAUCUGUGAAAUUCAUGAACGUUUUUGAUGAGACCAUGAGCAGCAUGAGGGUGAGAUGGGACAGUGUGGCUGGCGCCACAGGCUACAUGUUGCGGUACAAGUCCAUAAACGGCACUGAGCCUCAACUGGAGCAAGAGGUUCGUGUUGCAGGAGGUGUGACCAACACGCAGCUGCUGCAGUUGAUCCCCAACACUGAAUACGCCAUCAAAAUCUUUGCCCUGCAUGGUGAAGCUGUCAGUGACCCUCUGGAUGGACCAGGAGUCACAUUGCCGAUGCCUUCUGCUGGAGUGUUGAGAAUCACAGAUGUGACUCACAGCACCAUGCGGCUCAACUGGGACGCUGCUCCUGGAGCUGUUCUCAAAUAUAUCAUAUCCUACAAGCCAGAUGAAGGAGACAUGAAGGAGGUGGAAGUCAAUGGGGAUAUCACAACCUUGGAUUUGUCCAGCCUCAUUUCGCAGACCGAGUAUGAUGUUGCUGUUGUUCCUGUAUAUGACGCUGGGACUGGAGCCCCGAUGCUUGGAAGUGCCAUAACAGAUGUUGUUCCAGCUCCAAAGAACCUGAGGUUUUCUGAGGUGACGCAGACCUCGUUCAGAGCCACUUGGGAACACGGGGCCCCGGACGUGGCCCUAUACCGCAUCGGAUGGACCAAGAAAGGGGAGAACGACUUUGUAUAUGAAAUUCUGGCCAAUGACAUGCUCACCUUUGUUCCUGAAAACUUGGACCCCGACACCGAAUACAUGGUCACUGUCACAGCCAUCUAUCCAGAUGAGUCGGAGAGCGAGGACUUGAUCGGGACGGAGCGUACAUUGUUGAAGGCUCCAGAUGUGGCGGCAGGGCCUCCUCGAAACUUGAGGAUUUUUAACGCCACUACUACCACACUGACAGUCAAAUGGGAUCUAGCCCCUGGCCCUGUCAAGAACUACCAGGUCACAUACAGGCCCAUCGCUGGCGGCGAGCCUCAGACUCUGGAGGUUGGAGCUAAGAAGACGACAGUGGUCCUGCAGAAGCUGCAGCCUGAUACACCGUACUCCGUCACUGUGUCUGCUGUCUAUCCCUCUGGAGUCAAAAAAGAUAUCUCUGGAGAAGGAAAAACUAAGCCUCUAGGCGGAGUGAGGAACCUGCAGGUGUUGAAUCCAACCAUAACUACUCUGAACGUGCGCUGGGAGCCCGCUGAAGGACGAGUAAAGGAGUACAAAGUCGUUUAUGUUCCUGCUGCUGGAGGAGCCGAGAGCAUGGAAACAGUGUCAGCAGGCACCAUCACCACCAUCCUGCGAGGGCUGCAGCCUGACACCCUCUACACUGUCUCGUUGGUGCCAGUUUACCCCGAAGGAGAUGGAAAGGUUAUGACUGAAAAUGGAAAAACAAGGCCUCUGGGAGGAGUUAAGAAUUUAAGGGUGACAGACCCCACUAUGACAUCCCUGAACGUCAACUGGGAACCGGCUGAUGGAGCUGUCCGCUUCUACAAGGUUUUCUAUGUGCCCACUGCUGGCGGGACAGAGCAGAUGGAACAAGUUCCUGCAGGCAUCACCUCCAUCGUUCUCAGGAACCUGAUGUCAGACACCCAAUACACAGUGUCUGUGGUGCCUUCGUAUCCUGCCCGUGAAGGAAAACGCCAGUCGGAGAAUGGAAAGACCUUGCCUUUGAGUGGCGUCAGCGGCAUGACAGUGACCAAGCCGACCAUCACCACUCUCACAGUGAACUGGAAUCCUGCUGGUGGGAACGUUCAGGGGUACAAAAUUAUCUACGUUCCUGUAGAUGGAGGACUAGAGAUCGUGGAACAAGUGUCUGAGAGCACAACCACAACUGUCCUUGAGAAACUCCUUCCUGACACUCGCUACCGCAUCACUGUGGUCCCUAUGUAUGCAGAGGGAGAUGGACCAAGCUCAUCUGACAUUGGCAAGACAAAGCCGCUUGGCUCCGUGAGGAAUCUACAGGUUACAGAUCCCACCACCAGCACUUUAAACGUCCGCUGGGACCCCCCUGAGGGAAAUGUGCGGGAGUAUGUAGUGAUAUGGGUUCCAACUGCUGGAGGAGAAAGCGACGUGGAUCAGGUUUCUGGAACUGUAACCAACACUGUUCUGAAGAACUUGGAGCCAGACACGGAGUACACUGUGUCUGUGGUGCCUGUCUACCCUGAGAUGGAGGGCAAGAUGCUGUCUGAGAACGGACGGACAAAUCCAUUGGGUGGAGUUAAAAACUUGAAAGUGAUUGAUCCCACCAUUAGCACGCUGACGGUUCGCUGGGAUCCAGCUGUGGGAAAUGUCCGAAGCUACAAGGUCUUCUAUGCUGCUCAACCAGGAGGAGAAGAGCAAAUGCAAGAGGUGUCAGGUGGCACCACCACCACCAUCCUGAAGAACCUGGACGCCAACACAGUCUACAAUGUCGCCGUGGUUCCCGUCUAUCCAGAUGUGGAAGGCAUACGGCAAGCUGAAAAGGGGAAGACAAAGCCAUUGAGUGGAGUGAAGAACCUCAGGGUUUUUGAUCCAACCAUCAGCUCUCUGAAAGUAAGCUGGGAGCCGGCUGAGGGGGAUGUCAUGCGGUACCAGAUCAUCUAUGUACCCGCUGCUGGAGGAACUGAGGCCACGACUCAAGUUUCCGGAAUGACGACUAACACUGUGCUCGGGGAACUCCGCCCGGAUACAGAGUACAAAGUUACAGUGAUGCCCAUUUACAUUGAUGCAGAAGGGAAACGCAUGUCAGAGAAUGGAAAAACAAAGGCUUUGGGUGGAGUGAAGAACCUCAAGGUGUCAGAUCCAACCACCAGCUCCCUCAAGGUGCGCUGGGAGCCGGCAGACGGCAACGUUCGGCAGUAUCGCAUCUUUUACGUCCCCGCAUCUGGAGGAGCCGAGGACAUGGAGCAGGUGUCUGGUGGCACCACUGAAACUGUCCUCAGGAACCUGCUGUCUGACACUCCGUACACUGUGACGGUGGUUCCAGUUUACCCCGAGGGAGACGGUCUGCGUCAGUCGGACAAAGGAAAGACCCUGCCCCGUACACCACCCAGGAACAUCCAGGUGCACAACCCCACACCCAACAGCCUGAACGUCCGCUGGGAGCACGCCUCAGGUCAGGUUCAGCAGUACAAGGUGACCUAUGCCCCUUUGAGUGGAGUCAGGCCAGCAGAGUCGAUUCAAGUUUCUGGAAGCAUCAACACAGCUUUCUUGGACAACCUGAUCCCGGAUACUCCCUACUCAGUCACCGUCUCCGCCAUGUAUGCCGAUGGAGAAGGGUCCAAAGUGAAGGGCAACGGAAAAACUCUGCCUCGAGCUGGCCCGAGGAACAUGCGUGUUCUGGACGCGACCACCAGCACCCUGACCAUUGGCUGGGACCACGCUGAGGGACCUGUGAGACAAUACAAAAUCUCCUACGCUCCAAUGACCGGGGAUCCCAUCACAGAGUUUACAACGGUCCCAGGAAUCAGGAACAGUUUAGUUCUGCAGAAUCUGCUCCCAGACACCCCAUACAACGUCACAGUGGAGGCCAUCUAUGCUGAUGGGGUGGGAGGGUCGCUCAAUGGAAAUGGAAAAACACUUGGCAUGUUGAGUCCCAGAAACCUUCGGGUGUCAGAUGAGUGGUACACCCGAUUUAGGGUGGCCUGGGAUCCAGUCCCCGUUCCUGUGCAGGGGUACAGAAUCAUCUACAGCCCUGCAGGCAAAGAUCAACCCAUUGAUAUCUUUGUGGGCGAUGUGACUUCAUACUCUCUGAGCAACCUGCAGCCUGGAACUACCUACGAUGUCAAAGUGCUGGCUCAGUACCCAUCCGGCAUGAGUGUGCCUCUCAUUGGACAAGGAACAACACUCUAUUUGAACGUCACCAACAUCGAGACUUACGACGUCGGCCACGACAGAUUCUGCAUCAGGUGGAAACCACACCGCGCAGCGACGUCAUACCGCAUCAAACUCAACCCCAAGGACUCCUUCAGCAAAGGUCAACAGGAGACGACCAUUCCCGCUGGCUUGCCUCAGUACUGCUUUGAGGGUUUGUCCCCAGAUGCUCUUUACACCGCCACUGUUUUCGUUCAGACUCCAUAUCUGGAAGGUCCUGGAGUUAGCGCCGAUGAGAAGACCUUGGUGAAGCCAACUCCAGUUCCAACUAUGCCGCCCACCCCGACGGCUCCACCCACCAUCCCCCCUGCAUGGGCAGUUUGUAAAGGUGCCAAAGCAGAUGUGGUGUUCGUCAUCGACGGGUCCUGGAGUAUCGGCGAGGAUAGUUUUACCAAAGUUGUGAACUUUGUUUCCGCUGUAAUCGCCGCUUUUGAUGUUGUUGGACCCUCAGGAAUGCAGGUGUCUUUUGUGCAAUUUAGCGAUGGUGCAAAAACAGAGUUUAAGCUGAAUGCUUACCGAGAUAAAGGCAUUGCCAUGGCUGCACUGCCUCUCAUUGGUUACAGAGGAGGAAACACCAAGACAGGAAUGGCUCUAAAACACACGUAUGAGAAAGCCUUUUCUAUUGAAAAUGGAAUGAGGAGGAACGUCCCCAAAGUGGUCGUGGUGAUCACUGACGGACGCUCGCAGGACGAGGUGAAGCAGAAUGCUGCUAAACUGCAGCAAGCAGGUUAUAGUGUUUUUGCGGUUGGCAUCGCUGAUGUGGACUUCAAUGAGCUGCAAGUGAUCGGCAGCAAACCCACAGACAGACACGUCUUUGUUGUGGAUGAUUUUGACGCUUUCGACACCAUUAAGGAAAACCUCAUAACCUUUAUCUGUGAAACCGCAAGUUCAUCAUGUCCACUGAUUUUCCUCAAUGGAUUUUCGUCACCUGGCUUCAGAAUGCUUGAAGCUUUUAACCUGACAGAGAAGACCUACAGUUACACUCAGGGUGUCUCCAUGGAGCCAGGCUCCUUUAACAGCUACACUGCCUACAGGCUGCACAAGAAUGCCUUCCUGAAUCAGCCAAGCACAGACAUCCAUCCUGAUGGACUUCCUCCCUCCUACACCAUCAUCCUCAUGUUCCGCCUGUUGCCUGACACACCAAAAGAGGCUUUUGACAUCUGGCAGGUGGCGACCAAAGAUCACAAGCCUGAGACCGGCGUCACUAUUGACCCUUCAGCUCAGACUGUGUCCUUCUACAACAAAGAUGAAACUGGGGAGAUCCAGAAGGUCACAUUUGACGAUAAGCGAGUGAAGAUGAUCUUCCAUGGAAGCUUCCAUAAGCUCCACAUCAUGGUUUCAUCUACAAGCGUGAAACUCAACGUUGACUGCCAAGAGGUGGCAGAGAAGACGAUCAAGGCUGCUGGGAACACGUCCAGCGACGGCUACCAAGUUCUGGGGAAAAUGUCCAAGACAAUUGGAUCCAAGGGAGAAUCUUCAACUUUCCAGCUUCAGAUGUUCGACAUUGUAUGCAGCUUAGCCUGGACCAGCAGGGACAGAUGUUGUGACCUCCCAUCCAUGAGGGAUGAGCUAAAGUGUCCUUCCCUUCCCAAUGCCUGCACCUGCACCUCUGAGGCUAAAGGGGAACCGGGUCCUCAGGGACCAGUGGGCGCCCCUGGCAACAAAGGUCCCCGAGGGGAAAGAGGAGAGCCCGGUACUGCUGGGCCGACAGGUCCUCGGGGAGAUAACGGACCACCCGGGCCCAUGGGUCUGCCUGGGCCUCAAGGACCCAUCGGCAUGUCAAUUCCAGGAGAGGCUGGGCGUCCCGGACCAAAAGGAGACCCUGGUGAUUCCGGUAUGCCAGGACAAAAGGGUCCUCAAGGCCCUCCCGGUGCUGUCGGCCCUGUCGGAGCACCUGGAGUCAGGGGUCCCCCAGGAAAGGAAGGACCUUCUGGACCCAGAGGACCCAUGGGGCCCAUGGGACCUCCAGGAUCUCCAGGAAUACCAGGCCCAGCAGGAAACCCUGGAAAUCCAGGCGACACCGGUCCUCCUGGUCUCGUUGGUCAAAAGGGAGAUAGAGGGGAGCGAGGCGACUUUGCUCCUCAAAACAUGAUGAGAUCCAUCGCCAGACAAGUUUGCUCACAGCUUGUCAGUGAUCAAAUGGGUCGUGUCAACACGUUACUGAACCAGAUUCCCAACGGAGCGUACCGCAGCAACAACCCAGGACCCCCAGGGCCUGCUGGACCUCCUGGAAGGCAAGGAGCCCCUGGAGAACCAGGCUCAGCAGGAAGAAACGGGUUCCCAGGAAGCCCAGGUUUACCUGGUCGGCAAGGAGAGAGAGGACCUUCUGGGGAGAAGGGUGAACGAGGACUUUCAGGAGUUGGUCAGAAAGGAUCGAGGGGGCCUCCAGGUCCCCCAGGAGAGAGCAGGACGGGACCUCCAGGACCUCCAGGCUCUUCUGGAGCCCGUGGACCCCCUGGACGUCCAGGCUAUGCUGGGGUCCGUGGGCCUCCAGGACCCCCAGGAUACUGCGACUCCUCUCAGUGUGUUGGCAUUCCUUACAACGGGCAGGGCUACAUAGGUUGACCAUAGUAGACUUUUAAUGCCGCCUGUGCUGCUUUCACUGACUUCCUGAAAAACAAAAGGGCCUAUAACUGAAACCACUGCUCACAUGCUUUAGAGCUGUUAUAAAGGAUAACUGCCAGAGGAAACAAUUAACAAACUGUGCUGAAAACCAACACAACAACAAAACAGGGGGAACUGGUACUAACAACUUCUCACAACCACUGCAACACAACAUUAGCAGCUGUGAUAGCACGGACGUGUUCAGUGUUUGCAUCUUGAAGCAAGAGACCGAGCAAAGGAGGAUGAGCCAAACAACAAAUAGCCCACACAAAUACUAACACAAGGUGGAUUAACAGAAAAAGUGUGGUACUACAACAACAACAGGUCUCCAAGGACAUGUAGAUAAACUAAUGUGUGCCCUGUUGUGUCAAUCAAGUCUAUAUGCACUUAUUAAUAUCUUUAGCUUUGAAGCUCAGGCUGUGCAAGUAACACCUGCUGCUUGAUGAAUGCUGACAAAAACGACACUUUUUAAAUUCUAAUCCUGGUUCGACCGUGUGUCUUCUGACCGCAAGAGCAUCAUGUGUGACAUCUUUCCUCUGAACUGCAUGUGCUUGCUUUAAAGUACUAAAAGCCUCCAGUCCAGCAGCCGAGCUCUAUACAUUCAUGCAGAAAUGUGCUCUUGUUGUAUUUUGUGAUUGUGUCUGUGAAAAAUUACAGUGUUGGUAAUUUUUGCGAGGUGACGUCACCUCACUUUGUUGUCAGACUAAUACCUGAACUUCCAAUGCCAAAAAAAAGGAAUAUGACUAUGUACUGGCAUAUCUAUCAAGGGGUGUGUCCAUUGGAGGCCCUAAAUUACCAGAUGUAACAUGUUUCACUGGAUAUGACAGCUGAUUGGGUCGUAAAUUAUGUCUCAGAAUGGGAUUAAAAAAACACAAAUGAGAAAGACAGACAUUGUUCAUUUAGAAGAAAGAAUGAGUGAUUUUUUUGAACUAAACUUGAAGAAGGUUGCAUGCAUGCAACUAAAUACGUUUAAAAAAAUGGAUUCACUUAAAUAAAUGUGCAACAGAUCCACAUUUGACUGUCUGAAGACGGACCAGGUGACACUACAGUGUGCACUAGUGACUUUCUAACAUGUUGGGAAUACCUGGACAAGAAACAAUCGUAUUAGAUCUUAAGUGAAGUACAUAUUCCCUCUGCCUGAGUAGCAGGAUUUCACAAAUUAUUAAAAAAAUAAAAUAAAAACAACCAUGUCUGAAACAUCAAAAAAAGCUGUUUUAAUGCAGAAUUUGAACAAGUUUGAUCAGCUUUAAAGUUAAAAUGAUAAACAUUUGAUUUCAAUUGCAGAAAGCCCCCAGUGGUCAAUUGACGAACUGCAUUAAACAUUUGUGCCAUUUUUAAAUAAGCUUCAAUAUGGAAGCUAAUUUUAGUUAAAGGCAAAAAUGUGUUAGUUUGUCAUACAUUUUAAUGCAGGUAUGGUGAGGAGGUGUACUCAACGUAAAUUAAAAAGGAAGUUGUUAUAUCCAAUCAUCUUUGUCCUCUUACUGCGGUUUCCAUGGCCACACCCCUGCAGUAUACUAAUACCUGUGUCAAUGCUUUGUGUCAGUCAGUGGCAAAUUAUUAGCUAACCCCUUCUGAUUCAUGCUGAGACAGUCUGACGGGACUUUUGCCACUUUGCUCUCAAAUGGCCCAAACACUAUCUCUGAGCAGGCACCAGGGUGGUCCCAGCCAGCGAGCAAGACCAGCUGCUGCAAAACCAACGCCGCAAGAGGUCGCUACCAAGAAAGACAUCAAACACGCUAGCAUCAUAGGACAAGCCUCUUUUUUUAUCCAUUUGUUGUUGGAAUUAUACACUAUACGAAUUACAGUUUUUACAAUGUUUG